GGGUGGGAACCGUGGCCGGGUGACGUCAAGGCGCGGCAGCCAUUACACGGAGGGGAGAGAACCAGCGAGCUUCCGAGUAGCAUCCGCCGCCUCCGCCACAUUGCUGCUGCUCCUCUCGCCGCCUCUGAGGGACGGAUCCGGCCCUUCCUGCCUCUCUGUCUCCUUCCCUGCUCCUCCGCUCGUCGUUUCUUUCCCAGCGAGAGGCAGUGCAGUCUCUGUGCGGAGGGGGAGGAGGAGGAGGAGGACGGCGGCGGGGGCUGGGCUGGGGCGGCGGGUGCCGGCGAGAGGCAGAAGAAGGGAGGAAGGGAGGAGGAGGAAGCGGGGGAAAGAGCGGCGGCGGCGGCGGCUGGGCGAGCAGCGAGGAUGGAGGAGAAGGUCUUCACCAAGGAGCUCGACCAGUGGGUGGAGCAGCUGAACGAGUGCAAGCAGCUCUCCGAGGGCCAGGUGAAGAGCCUCUGCGAGAAGGCUAAAGAAAUCUUGACAAAAGAAUCAAAUGUGCAAGAAGUACGGUGUCCAGUCACAGUUUGUGGAGAUGUCCAUGGACAAUUUCAUGAUCUCAUGGAACUUUUCAGAAUUGGAGGAAAAUCACCAGACACAAAUUACUUAUUUAUGGGGGAUUAUGUUGACAGGGGAUAUUACUCCGUUGAAACCGUAACACUUCUGGUAGCUCUCAAGGUCCGUUAUCGUGAACGUAUCACUAUUCUUCGAGGGAACCAUGAAAGCAGACAGAUCACACAAGUAUAUGGCUUCUAUGAUGAAUGUUUAAGGAAAUAUGGAAAUGCAAAUGUCUGGAAAUACUUCACAGACCUUUUUGACUAUCUUCCUCUAACUGCCUUGGUGGACGGACAGAUUUUCUGUCUACAUGGAGGUCUUUCCCCAUCUAUAGAUACACUGGAUCACAUCAGAGCACUUGAUCGUCUGCAAGAAGUUCCACAUGAGGGUCCAAUGUGUGAUUUGCUGUGGUCAGACCCAGAUGAUCGUGGCGGCUGGGGCAUUUCUCCUCGAGGUGCUGGUUAUACUUUUGGACAAGAUAUUUCAGAAACCUUCAACCAUGCUAAUGGCCUUACACUGGUCUCAAGAGCUCAUCAGUUGGUAAUGGAGGGUUACAAUUGGUGUCAUGAUCGGAAUGUAGUAACCAUUUUCAGUGCUCCAAAUUAUUGCUACCGGUGUGGUAACCAAGCUGCAAUCAUGGAACUUGAUGAUACUCUAAAAUAUUCAUUUUUGCAGUUUGAUCCAGCGCCACGCAGAGGUGAACCACAUGUUACUCGUCGCACCCCAGACUACUUCCUGUAACGAGAUUUUACACUUGUACAGUAUUGCCAUGAACCAUGUGUUGACCUAAAGGAUAUGGGAAGAGCAACAGUAACUCCAAAAUGUCAGAAAACAUUUAACAUUGAAACCUGUUUUCACAUGGACCAAAAGAUGUGCCAUAUUGAAAUACAAAGCCUCUUGUCUGUCAGCGACUGUGACCACUUUAGAAUGAACCAGUUCAUUGCAUGCUGAAGCAACACUGUUGGUCAAGAAACCAGUUUCUGGCAUAGCUCUACUUGUAGUUACUUUUGCUUUCUCUGGGAGACUGCAAAUAUUAAGAUGUAGACAUUUAACACCUUGUGAAAACAAUUAACUUUCCAUUUAGCUAUAGCUUUCCAGCAUGACUGUAGAUAAGGAUAGCAAACUAUCAUUGAAGCUUAAUGAACAUUUUAAAUAAGUACCAAGACUGAUUUUCUUAUUUGUGUUCUGAUUUUUUUCCAGGGAAAACUGUUUAAUUUAAUUGUAUGGUUGUUUUGUCUGCACUUGGUUCCCCCACAUUCUUCCCUCACACUUCCCUCUAUAUAAUGUCCCGUGUACUUGUCCAUCAUAGUGAGUUAUUUUGAACAGAACAGGUUUUUUUCUGUAAGAUGUUGCUGCAGAAGAGUGUUGCAGCAUUUUUUCAUAAUAAACUUGUGAACUAAUAAUGGAAGAUAGUUGACUUUUAAAUAUAUUGCAGGUUCAUACCAUGUUGUGUUUAAUAAAAAGUAGCUUUUAUGUCUCUUUGAACCUAUGCAGAAUCCAGAUUAUGCUGAAUGAAGUCAGGAGCAAUGUACUGGGAGUCGAUGUUCAGAUAAUAAAUUCACUUAAUUUUUCUCAGAGAGCAAA
Podarcis muralis (Common wall lizard) is the source of this 2136-nucleotide messenger RNA. It is a transcript of the gene PPP2CA, whose product is annotated as protein phosphatase 2 catalytic subunit alpha. Lineage: Eukaryota; Metazoa; Chordata; Lepidosauria; Squamata; Lacertidae. Gene Ontology annotation, molecular function: protein serine/threonine phosphatase activity. The record is from RefSeq and is a predicted model, not a curated record.